Messenger RNA from Oikopleura dioica, 1101 nucleotides. Lineage: Eukaryota; Metazoa; Chordata; Appendicularia; Copelata; Oikopleuridae. The record is from the annotation of a GenBank genome assembly.
AUGGAGUCGGCUGCAAACAAGAGCAUGGUGACUCUGAGCCAAAAAGUCGCGACGGAUGCAGUCCAGCGCGCUGAAAAGCAUCUGGGCAAGAUGUGCGAGAGCAUCGGCAAUAUAAACGUAAAGCACGAGAAGAUCAGAGACAUUGCCGACCGCCUUGCCCAUGGAUGCGUGGCUUACGGAAACGAAGAAUAUGGAACGAGUUUAAAGGAGCUGCACCACUUUGCGGAGCAUGUUUCAGCGGUGCAAGACUACCGCCAGGCUUACAUCGACCAAAUGAAGCAGAAAGUGGUGCCGAUUUUGUCAGGUUACGGCAUGAAAUGCAAGAGCGCGAAGAGUGAGAUCAAGAAACUUGAGAAGCAACAGAAGGAUGAAAUCAAAAAGGCCAAUAAGAUUAAGAAAGCAAAUGGAAAUAUGCAGCAACAGGCACAACAUAGCCACGAGCUACAGAUUCUUUCGAAUUCAGUUGCCGCACAAACGCAGCUUAUGAAAGAGCGCGUUUUGGAUUUUGAAGCACAACGACUAAAAGACGUCAAAGAAGUGAUCACUGAAUAUUGUCGAAUAGAAUUGACGUAUGCAGCCAAAAGCCUAGAGCAAUGGUCCCAGUGUAUGCAAAAAGUGACUCAAAUGAGUCCUGACGACGAUAUCAAGGAGUUCGAGAAGUUGCUAAACCCCCAUAUGACGACCCAUGCCGGCAUUGGAAUGCACUCUACUGCAAAUGCCCUCGCCAAUAUGAGCCAUCAACAACCCACUUUGGCAACGUCAACAUAUAACUCAACAUCAUCGGUCCCGAUGAGUCAUUUCAGUGCAAGCAACGUUCCGAAAAGACCACCGACGCAGUCAUCAAGCCAUUCGCUUUCUCAGCCUUCUGUAGCGAGUAUUAACUCGCAACAAACUACCGCCUCUCAACCACUUCCUCCAGCCUCCCAGAACCAAUCUCAAAGGUCUCAAGCUCCUCAGCAAACAACGUCGCAAGUUCAAGCAUUCAACGAGCAGUCCUACGAAACAGACGAUACUGAGAGUGAGUACGAGACCGUCUCUGAAGAAGAAGAAGAAGAAGAAGAGCCAAAAGCGCCCACUCGUACCGCUGUAACCGGAUGGUAA